Darwinula stevensoni is the source of this 243-nucleotide messenger RNA. The record is from the annotation of a GenBank genome assembly. Lineage: Eukaryota; Metazoa; Arthropoda; Ostracoda; Podocopida; Darwinulidae.
AUGGUUCGCAUAUUGGAGCUGCGGAAGGAGAAGAGCCGGGACGCAGCGAGAUCUCGGAGGGGAAAGGAGAACUACGAAUUCUACGAGCUGGCCAAGAUGCUGCCGUUGCCGGGGGCAAUCACGUCCCAGCUGGACAAGGCGUCCAUCAUCAAGCUCACCAUCUCGUACCUGAAGCUCCGGGAUUUCUCCGCGCACGGCGACCCGCCAUGGAACCGGGACGCCCCGCUCCUCAAAUCGAUCAAA